Tetrahymena thermophila SB210 is the source of this 684-nucleotide messenger RNA. Its product is annotated as integral membrane protein DUF6 containing protein. The transcript has 2 exons. NCBI's taxonomy places the organism in Eukaryota, Ciliophora, Oligohymenophorea, Hymenostomatida, Tetrahymenidae. The record is from RefSeq and is a predicted model, not a curated record. Gene Ontology annotation, cellular component: membrane.
AUGGCAAUUCUUUAUGCAAUUGCUGGAAAUGUAUUCUUUAUUGUUAUGUUUACUUGUGUAGGAUUGAUGAGAAAGGGAUAUUCUACUUUUUAGAUUAUUUAAGGGAGAAUGUGCAUUGGAAUUAUAUUAAAUUACCUAUUUUGCUAUAUCCAAAAUAUUCCUAUUUUCCCUAAAAAUUAUACAGAGCUCAAAUUAAUGGCACUAAGAGGAAUUCUAGGGGCAAUUGUCAUGCUUUUAGCAUUCACGAGUUAUAAACUGCUAACUUUAUCUGAUGCAGUCGUAGUUACAAAUACAACUCCUCUUUUCACAUGCUUUUUAUCAGUCCCUUAUCUAGGAGAAAAAUUAACUAAAAAACAAAUAUUUUAUAGUCUAUUAAGCUUCAUAGGAAUUGUAUUAGUAGUAAGACCAGCUUUUUUGUUUAAUUCUAAGACUGUUGAAAUCGAAGGAAGAAAUCAACUUUUAGGUUGUUUAUUAGGCUUGCUAAGUCUAAGUGGGUUCAUUGCCUAGAUGUUUUAGUCUCGCUCUUAUACUCUAGAAUAAGCCUCUAUAAUUACUCCUUUAUCUUACACUUAGGUUAUCAUGUCAUUUUUUGUUGAUAUUUUCCUUUUUAAUGAAUAAAUUUAUCUAACUAGCUUAAUAGGAUCAUUUUUAGUUAUUUUUGGAAGCAUUGCUAUCCUAGUAUGA